Molecule: messenger RNA, 4150 nt
Organism: Pimephales promelas (fathead minnow)
Lineage: Eukaryota; Metazoa; Chordata; Actinopteri; Cypriniformes; Leuciscidae
Gene: pelp1
Product: proline, glutamate and leucine rich protein 1
Biological process (GO): rRNA processing
Cellular component (GO): nucleus
Source: RefSeq, a predicted model, not a curated record
GAGUUUGCUCGUCAUACAGCGGCGCUAAGAUGGCUUCGGCGGCUUGGCUGCAUGGACCCAGCGUUACACGCUUAACAGAAGGGCUAGUGUCUGUCCUAAAGGAGGAAAGACCUGAGUAUUUACCCGCUCUUCUAGCAAACUACCGUGAGCAUGGCGUGGUCGGGACUCAGAGCACGGGAGCUGUGGGUGGUCUGGUGGGCAUCAGUAAUACACGGCUCGGCUCCAGUAAGACCAGGUUUGAGGGUCUUUGUCUCCUGUCUGUGCUGGUGAAGGACAGUUCAAGUGAAGUGUUCCAACAGCAUUGCCUUUCAUGGCUGCGAACACUGCAGCAGGUCAUUCAGUCGCAGUCCCCUCUCCCUACUGUGCAGCUUGCUGUGAGUGUGCUGCAGGACUUGUUGCAGUACUCGUCCCAGCUGCCAGAGUUAGCAAGGGAGGUGGGACUCAACUCCAUCCUGGGCAUUCUGACCUCCCUGCUCAGCCUAAAAUCGGAGUGCCACCUAGCUGCUAUGAAAGGAAUGAUGGCGUGUAUGAUCUACUACCCACGGGCUUGCGGAUCUCUGAAGGAAAAGCUUGGAGCGUAUUUCCUUUCUAAGAUGGACUCUGAUAAUCCUAAAGUACAAGAGGUGGCUUGUGAGUGUUACGGCCGGUUGCCCUGUCUGGGUGGGCUGUUGGAACGAGGGGGAGGUGGACACAAGGCUGAGGGGUGGACCAAUCAGCUGCACAGCCUACUAGCAUCAGCCAAUAGCAUACUGGAACAGUUUUACCAGGGCACAGAAACGGAAGGGACAGUGCAGUAUGAAGGUCCUGGUGUGGAACUCCCCUUUGCUCCCCUGGAUGAUGUAGAUCCACUUCUGAUCCUUCAGCUCCAUCACCGUUACAAAGCUAUUUGUCUGGCUAUUAAACACACUCUUAGUGUUGAUCCCGCGUCUUCGGUCCGUCUGCCUGUUCAGAAUGUUCUCAAUUUGGUGUGUCGAGCUUUGGCUGUCAACACGAAGAGUAUUAGUCCAACCGGAGAGGGCUGUCUGAAGCUGUUGGUUUUACCCUCUGUACACAGCGACACUCUAGAGCUCCUCUCUGCUCUCAUCAAGGCUGUGGGAGGUGGACUGGUCCAGUAUAGCAGUGUGCUCACAAGGCUUUUCUCUCAAUCUCUGUCUGCAUGGAUGCCUCUGCCUGAGUCUAGUCUGGGCCAGCAAAGAGCUUACAGUGCAGUGCGAGUGGCCGUGUACCGUAUCAUAGAACUGUGGGUAAGAGUAGGGGGUGUCUCACUGCUUCAGGGAAGCCCCUCCCACACAGAGUUACUGUUCACUCAUCUGAUGGGUGACAUCACGCCAGGAUCAGAAGCAGUCAAGCUUCGUUCUGGACAACAGUCAUCAAUGACUGACCUGAUUGGUUCUGCUGGCAAGUCAGGUCCUCGUCGGACUAAGGGAAUAGGAGAUGGAAUGUCACUACAGAGGAAAGGAGAUGUGCUAGCCAAUCAAGACACAUGCGUUGCUGCUCUACGGGCAUUAAGACAGAUCAUUUUGACCAGUGGAACUUUGUUAAAGGAAGAUCUGCAAAAGAGGAUCCAAGACCUGGUGGUGCCUCUGUGUGUGCGUCUACAGCAGCAGGCUCACUGUUUGCUGGAGGUCGGUGCUGUCAGUGGACAGUAUGGCAGCCCUACCCCUCGCCGAGAGCUCUACCGCCUCUUACUGGCACUUGUGCUGGUGCCCUCUCCCCGCUGGCCUCCUUCCCUCUCCUGCGCUGUUUCCAUCUUCAGCCACGGCCGGCGAGAUCGCAACAUCAUGGUAUCGUCAUUCUGUGCUGAGGCUCUGACCAUAUGCAACACCCUUAUUCAUCCUCGCACACCCUCAAUAUCUCUCCCUCUCACCCCUUUAACUCUCAAAUCAACCGCAUCUGCCCCUGUCCUUGCCUCUGGCCAAAACCCCUCACUAACCCUCCCUACCCUCCUUGGUGGAACCACAACAGGGCCUCCUUUCCCUGCCAGGCAUCCCAUGGGCUUAGGCCCUGCUUCCCUCCUUGGCUCGCUGGAGAACCAUCUACCUUUGGCUCCUCAAGUUCUUCCAACUCCAGCAGGCACUACGGCCAGCCCAGGUGACCUGCUGCUCUCUCCGUCCCAACCGGGUGAACUGGCGGGCUUCGGAGCCCCUGAAAGCCAACGACAAGUUUUUGUCCGUUACGACAAAGAAGAGCCAGAAGAUGUGGAGAUCUCUUUGGAGAGUGAUUCAGAUGAUAGUGUUGUUAUUAUGCCAGCAGGUAUGAUGAUGGAGAUGCAAGAUGGAGCGGCAAAUGCACAAUCGUUGUCCCAGCCACCGGUAUCUGUGGUAGGUGGCCUGCAGACACCCGUCCCAGUAGUGGGAGAGGUUGGGUCUGUUGACACCGCGCUAACUAACGAGCUGCCCACCUCCAUUCCCCACCAGAUUCUGCCAGCUAGCGUUAAUAACAUUAACUCUUUCCCUGGACCAAGCCAGACAGCCCAGCUUGUGUCUCUGGUGCCUCCUCUAAACUCAACUGCAGCUUCACUCUCAGCAUCACCUGCUGGUCUUGCGGAUUCACUGACUGGUGGCCCACAACUUCAACAGAUGCUGAUGCAAAAUUCUCCAGGUGGGCAGCCGCCAACGCUGGGCUUGUCUUUACAGAUGCAGCUUCAGAACCAGAUCGGCCGUCAGCUCCAACCGCAGCCUCCAGGCAAUGACGUGGACCAGAAUGUCAUCAACAUCAACAGCUCGGAUGACGAAGAGGAUGAUGAAGAGGAGCUGGAGGAUGAAGAAUUAGGAGAGGAGGAAGAGGAGGAGGGGCUGGAGGAGGAAGAGGAGGAAGAGGAAGGCAGCGAAUUCCUGGAUGAUGAGUACUGUGAGGCAGAGGACUUUGAUGACUAUGAUGAUGAAGAGGCGGAGGAUGAGGACGAAGAGGAGAGUGAGGAGAUCCAGCCGUUGGAGGGAGAAGAUGACAGAGGGAUGAUGGGCGACGAGGAGGCUGAAGUCAUGUUUGCGGCGGAAGAGCAGCAAGGAAUGGAAAUGUUCUGCAUGGAGAGAGAACGAGAAGUAGAAGCAGGGAUCGAGGAGAUGGAGGGUGUGAGGAGCGUCUAUGUCGAUGACCGGAUCAAGGAGAAGGGGACCGUGGAGGAAAUUGAGAACAUUGGAGCGGUUGAGAGAAAUGAAGCUGUGGUUGGCAAGCAACAAAUAGAGACUCUUGUAAUUGGUGGAGAUGCAGAGGGCCUUGAGGAGGAUACCAUAGCGGAGGCGGUUGAACCUGAAGUGAGAACAUGUGAGCAGGAAGUGGCAAGGCCAGAAGAUCCCGAAGAAGAAGCUGGGCCAUCACAACAGGGACAAGAAUUGCCUGUAGAGGGCCAAGUUGAAGAGCAAGAAACAGAAUUACAGCCCGAAGACAAAACCAAUCCGAGCGCACCAUCCACAACAGAGCAGGAGGUGUUACAGAGUGCAGAUGAGACCGUUAAGGAAGAGAAAGAGAGCGAAGAACAGGAAGAUGAUGCAGAUGCUAGAGGAACGAAGAGGAAAAUGGGGGAUCGUGAAGAAGGAGAGUCUGCUGAACAAGGCAUCGAAAAGAAAAAGGAUGGGAAUGAUCAAAAAUCAGGGCAUAAACAUGCCGGUCAAAAAGAUGAUGAGGUAAUGGCUUCCAUGCUGGCAGACUUUGUUGACUGCCCACCAGAUGACGAGGAUCAUAGUGCCUCACAAUCACAGCCCUAACAUGACCAUGCUUCUCAUUCACUCUCUCACAUCAGAGGAGCACUGCAAUAAUUGUAAGGUCCUGAAAGAUCCCACAUAGUCACAUCUGACUGAUCAUGUCCCAUCAACCUCUGUUGUAGUUGCACUUGAGAAGCUCCAACUUGGUUUCUUUGAAAGAGUUUAAGGUUUUCAGGCUAUUACCAUUGGUAAAUUGUUGAACACAGCAAAAACUAUUCAUAAGCUGAGAGAUGACUUUUAGGUGGUCAUUGUUUGUCUUUUUAUUUUUCUGGCAGCUUAAUUAAUACAAGUAUGAUGAUACUGUAGUUUCAAGUAUUCAAGUCCUUUUAUCAUUUGGACAAUAUGGUUAAUUUUUUGUGGCCUCUUUUUUUUGUAAUAUCGUUUGUAUAUGUAACACAUACUUGGCAUUGUUUAACAAGAUCAUGCAAUAAAGUGAAUCUGUUAUGAUG